AUGGUCGAGAAGGUGUACGUGACCUAUAAUCAGGUCCACAAGUUGUGCCAGGAAGCCGCACCGCGCAUCCUCUCCGACUUCAGACCUACGCUGAUGAUCGCAAUUGGUGGAGGAGGCUAUGUCCCAGCCCGUAUCCUCCGCUCCUUCCUCAAACAGCCCGGCAGCCCCAACAUCCCCAUCCAAGCCAUCGGCCUCUCCCUCUACGAAUCCCUCGGCACCGACGCCCAGAUAGAAGAACCCGGCACCAAAGUCACCCGAACACAAUGGCUCGACCUUCGCUCCCUCGAAAUGGCCAACCUCAUUGGCAAAGAUGUCCUGAUCGUGGACGAAGUAGACGACACCCGCACAACGCUCGAGUAUGCCGUCAAGGAACUAGAAAAGGAUGUUGCGGAAGCGGCGCAGCAGGUGGGGAGGGGGAAAGAGACGACGAGGUUCUCGGUCUUUGUGUUGCAUAACAAGGACAAGGUUAAGAAGGGGAUUUUGCCGAAGAGUAUGAUGGAUGAGGGACGGUAUGCGGCGGCGAGGACGGUGGGGGAUGUGUGGAUUAAUUAUCCUUGGGAGGCUACUGAUAUUGAGGAGCAUGAUCGGAUGGCGCAGAGCCAGACGAUCGAGUAA
This is a messenger RNA of Recurvomyces mirabilis, 615 nucleotides long. RefSeq names its product hypoxanthine-guanine phosphoribosyltransferase (gene HPT1). NCBI's taxonomy places the organism in Eukaryota, Fungi, Ascomycota, Dothideomycetes, Mycosphaerellales, Teratosphaeriaceae. Bases 1 to 615 code for a protein of 204 amino acids. The transcript has 3 exons. Gene Ontology annotation, cellular component: cytoplasm. Gene Ontology annotation, molecular function: hypoxanthine phosphoribosyltransferase activity. The record is from RefSeq and is a predicted model, not a curated record. Gene Ontology annotation, biological process: hypoxanthine metabolic process; IMP salvage; GMP salvage.